AUGCUUACACCUUAUUUCACCAUCGACCAGAACGACGAAUAUGUCUUCAUCAACGUGAGCGUGUCGCAUGUGAGAUUCAGUGCUCUGGCCAUCGAGAUGGUGGUGGACAACGAGGUUUUCAUUUUUUCCCUUAGUCCCUACUACCUCAGGCUCAGGCUUCCAUAUGCUCUUGUGGACGACGAAAGGGCCCAUGCUGAGUUCGAUCUGAAGGAGGGCAUUGUCAAAAUCAAGGUGGCCAAGGAGACCAAGGGCCAGCUUUUUCCCGAUUUGGACCUCACUGCUAAACUCCUAGCGAGGAAGAAUGUUGAACCGAAGAAGCCUUUGAUCGAGGACUUGGAUGUGGAUAAGACAGAGGUUUCCUCGGGUGUGGAAGGAGAAAAACACGAUUGGGAAAUUGAACAGGUGGAGGCCAAAGCUGAGGAUCCUCUUACUGUGACCUACGGCUUCAACAAUGCCCAUUCAGGCGUCAUUGGAGUGUCCAUGUCGAAUGGAAACGAUAUCAAUGAAUUGGGCAACCCUGAAGCUGCCCACGGUCCCGAUCGGGUUCUUGAGCGUCUCAUCAAGGAGAACAUCAAGUUCGAUCCCGAAUACUACGCUGCUGAUUACAUAAUGGAAAAGUACCCUUCUCCUGAUGACGACAAGAGCUUUGUGGGCAUUCUCAAGUGGAAGCUGCCUGCCACAAGGAUGUUUGCCAACUGGUACAACAAGAACCAGGCACUUCCAGCUGAAGAACGAGCACAAGUAAUGCCUGUGGAGUUUUCCAAAGAGGAGCAGGAAAAGAUGCUCCAGCUUCCAAGAAAGAACUAUUUGGUUGAUGAGGCUGUCAAGCCCCAGCUAUACGUUCUCAUCAUUUCACUUCUUUUUGCAUAUCAGUUCGACCUACGAGAAAACGAGGGAGAGCACAAUAUCGAAAGUGCUUGGACAGUGGGCAAAUUGGUGCCCCAGUUUGCUUUCUUGGAUUCCCAAAUCCACAUUGCUAACGAAAGUUCCAAAGACACAAUCCUCAAAGCUGCUAUAAUAGCCUCAAUUCGCCGUGCACUCUCCUACCCGUUCCACAGAAACUACAAGCUUGUCAAGGCUGCAUGGAACGAUGUCUACUAUACGCUUCGAGGGGGCAAGCGUAUGGUUCUCAAAUGUCUUCUUGACCUAAAGGAGCUUUUCCGCUAUCAUGACGUGUACUAUGUAUAUGACAAGAUAUGGCUUGAGGACCUCUGUCUGUGGUUCAUCGGCGACCAAGUGAGUGAGACCUUGAUCAGGACGCUAGCCCACGACUUGAAAAAAGAGGUCGAUGCGUUGCAAAAAUCUGACAUCACCUUUGAAAAAAUAGACGAUUCGCAGGAUGGCGACGAGAUGAUCGCAUUAGAUAUCGGUGAGGUUGAGGUAAUGGCCGAGGACUCGUUUGCAGCGGCAAACGGUGCUUAA
This is a messenger RNA of Candidozyma duobushaemuli, 1422 nucleotides long. Its product is annotated as Hsp90 cochaperone. Gene Ontology annotation, cellular component: cytoplasm; nucleoplasm. Lineage: Eukaryota; Fungi; Ascomycota; Pichiomycetes; Serinales; Metschnikowiaceae. Gene Ontology annotation, biological process: box H/ACA snoRNP assembly. The coding region runs from base 1 to 1422 and encodes 473 amino acids. The transcript has a single exon. The record is from RefSeq and is a predicted model, not a curated record.